This is a messenger RNA of Fusarium oxysporum Fo47, 1881 nucleotides long. Its product is annotated as DHS-like NAD/FAD-binding domain-containing protein. Bases 1 to 1881 code for a protein of 626 amino acids. The record is from RefSeq and is a predicted model, not a curated record. Lineage: Eukaryota; Fungi; Ascomycota; Sordariomycetes; Hypocreales; Nectriaceae. The transcript is spliced from 6 exons. Gene Ontology annotation, molecular function: NAD+ binding.
AUGGCUUCUUCCGCGCCGAAAGUCGCGCCACCUGAACGUCGGGAUCCUCUAGACGUUAUUGACAAACAGGCAGAUGAGAUCGUGGCACUUAUCAAAAAGAGCAAGCACUUCAUUGUUUUCACGGGUGCAGGCGUCUCGACUUCAGCCGGCAUUCCCGACUUUCGUGGACCAGAAGGUGCUUGGACACUGAGAGCUCAAGGGCGAGCUCGUACUGGAAAGGCCACGAGCACACUUCAGGCCAUCCCGACACCUACGCAUAUGGCCUUGGUAGAGCUCCAGAAUCAAGGAGUUCUGAAGUAUCUUGUUAGUCAGAAUUGCGAUGGCUUGCAUCGAAGGAGUGGCAUCCUGCGGGAUCGCAUUUCGGAACUUCAUGGCAACAGCAAUCGGGAAUGUUGCAAAGACUGUGGCAAAGAGUACAUACGAGACUUCCGUGCUGUCGCCAGCUAUGAAAAAUCAGUGCAUGACCAUCGGACAGGUCGCAAGUGCACUGCGUGCGGAGGGAACCUCCUUGACACCAUCAUCAACUUUGGAGAAUUCUUACCAGAGGAACCGCUCAAGGUUGCUCGAAGUCAUGCCAAGAAGGCUGAUCUUUGCAUUGCACUCGGGUCAUCACUCAGUGUUCCUCCAGCGAGUGGCAUCCCCGAGACAUGCGGAAAGAGUCGAAAAAGCAAGCUUAUCAUCUGCAACCUACAAGAGACUUUCAUGGAAGGCAUUGCCGAUAUGCAUAUUUGGGCUGAGUCGGAUGUUUUGAUGACAAGAGUGAUGAAUAGGCUUGGAUACACCAUCCCAAGUUUCAUCUUGAAGCGCCGGCUUGUGCUCAAGAUUGAGCGGGAUGCACACGCUCGUCAGGUUAUUGUAUUGACUGGCGUCGACGAUGACGGUACUCCAGUCACAUAUCUCCAAUCUGUCAAGCUUGAGGACAGCAGACGUAUAGUAAGGUCUGAGCCCUUUUCAUUCGUCUUCCGAGAAGGUCUUAGUACUGGAGCCGAAGUCAAGUUUGCACUUGAGUUCAUGGGACAUUACAAUGAACCCAAUGUCGUUAUUGACUACAGUGUCCCUGCGGAAGAGGGCGCAGAGACGGUGUACGAUCUUUCAUAUGACCUUGUUUUCGUCACUCUGGGCGUACCCUUGUGCAUCAAUGCUUUCAGUCUCUAUGAUGCUGGAACAGACAAAGAUGUAACAAAAGCCUGCGAUAAGGCCAUGUCAGCGGACAUCAAUUGCAACAAAAAGGCAUUCAGCUUUAUCAACGGAGGUUGGUACGGCUCUCUCGACAGUGGAGCCUUGACCGACGCGGUCUGCACCAAUACUUGCUCUCAAUCACUCCAGGACUGGGUUACCAGUGUUUCCGAGGACUGCGAGGAUAAAGAUAAAGCCCAAUACGGCCUUCGUAUCUGGACAGGCUGGAAUGCGACUUGUUUGAAAGACACCAAGACAGGACGAUAUUGCAACGAUAUCAUCGAAGAUUUCACUGAUGUUGGAGAAGAGGAGGAGCUCCCGCACGAUGAGCUUUGCCACCCUUGUUAUGUGAAGCGUCUCGAGAUGUAUAAACCCUCGCCGCACGCCCUCAACAUUAAAUGGCACGAAGAGCAACUUGAGCUCGUGCACAAGAAGUGCAGUAGUUCAGCCUCCACCGAGACUGCUGUGCUCACUUCAAGUAAGAGUGAACCAUCCGGGGCGGCGACUACGGCAGAGGCCUCGGAAGCCUCUCAAGAGGCCAAGAGCGGGAGUGAGUCUGUAAUGUCCACUGAGACCCCAGUGCAGACUACAUCAUCUGAACUGACUGUGCCAUCUGCGCCCAAUGCAGGUGCCAAAUCUGGACAGGGAGUGUCGUUCGGGUAUGAGUCUCUGAUGCUUCUUUUGUCGAUGAACAUCUUUGUGUAG